ACUUUCAGUUUCACAUGCUCAACAACAAACGAUCAUCGGACAAGAUUCAGUUCUUUAAAAACUUUGCGUGCGAAUGGACGUUUAAACGAAAAAGUUUUGGGAUUUGUGCCAAAAGAAAUUGUUUUGUGGCUUAAAUAAAACGAGAAGAUUUUUUUAAACCGAAAUAAAGAUAUAAUAAUAACAAAAAAAGAAACAAAAAUCUUAGUGUGUUUAGUUAAGAAGGCUAAAAGAAAUUGUUUGGCUAAAAUUAUUUAAAAAAUAUAUAUUUACAAAAGAAAUUACCAUAAUUUUUAUUGCAACUUAACGGUUUUCUGUUUUUGAAAAAGAUUUUAAAAUUUAAAUAACAAAAAAAAUUUCAAAUUAUUAAUAUUAAACGGUAAUAAAAUUAAAAAGCGUCAUAAAAAUUCAUUCGUUUGUCGGAGUUUAUAUUUUUUUAAGAAAAUGUGCUUGUCUCUUUGUGGUUUAAUUUUCAAUUAAAAUUUUGUAAAAUUUUUUUCCUGUUCUAAGUGGUCAUUACACUUUUUAGUGGCAAAUUUCUUUGCUUUACUCGUAGUUGGUGUUUAAGUGCUAUUUUUAACUUAAUGUUUGGAGUAAUUCUCCUUUAACAAGAAGUUAACAGGAAAAAAAAAACUUUUUUAUAAUUUUUUGUGAAUUUCUGUAUGCAAAAGUGGAAAUAAUUACUUUGGCUUUUUACGUCUGUUUAUUAUCAUCAAGUGAAAAUUAUUUAUUUUGUUUUAAAAGAAACAAGCGUCAAAUUCCACGCAAGAAGAAAGCAACUAAGGAGGAGACACAAACUCCUCAUAAAACCUAGAAAAUAACACACAAAAAAAACUCAACCAAACUAAAACCACCACCAUGAAAGUAACUAAAUCCAUGUGUCAUCUAACAAUAAUUGUUUUAUGUUGUCUUUUAUCAGUUUUAGCUGAAACUCUAGACACACGACAUUUACAAAAACAACAUCUAAAACAUUUAGCACAACAACAACAACAGCAGCAGCAACAAACACAUCAUCAACACAAUCAACAUUCACAUCAUCAUCGACAACAUCUAACAAAAGUAAGACAACAAUUAUUAAAUAGCCCCAACAAUGCAGCUGCUGUCAACACUAGACAAUCAAGAAAAUUAGAUUUAAAAUCACCAACAACUUCAAUAGCUUCACAUCUAGAAAAUCCCAAUAGUCAAGUGGAACUUAUUGAAAAUGUUAAGAAUAUCAUACCAAAGAAUACAACAGCCCAUGGCAGCUCUACUAAAUUGAGACGUCUAAGUGCUAAAGAUUAUUAUAAUAAAUCCAUACAGAGACGUUAUAAUGCACGACGUAAUGCUCAUGAUGAUUGGGCCUAUAAUACCUAUAAUGUUCAUACGAAUACAUAUGUUCCAACUCAAACGCAAUCUCAUGCCGGUAAGGGUGAUGAUAAUAGUGAUGAUGUAGAAUUUGUUAGUAAUACAGGAGUAAAAUCUUUACCUGAUUGGUCGAGACGUGGUUAUGGUCCAGCAAUGGUACCAACUUCGGGUCCUACACGUAAGACAACAACAACAUCAACUACAACUUUGGCCCCACCUGCCAUGAUACCAGCCAGACGUGGUUAUCCCUUAGCGCCACCCACUAGUGUGGGAUCUGAUAGCCCCACUACUGAAGAUCCUUUCGAAACGAAUGUUAUUAGUAGAAAUCCAAGUGGUAUGGAUCCCAAGGAUAUGGAAAACAAUUUGUGCAGCCCGCUGUCAAAAUGGGGGAACCUGUAUGGGUCCCGAAACAUGUUCCUGUCCGGCGGGUUUUAGUGGCCGCUAUUGUGAGCACGAUAUUAAUGAGUGUAAAGAAGAGAAACCCUGUGAUCAAACCUGUAUUAAUACAGUGGGUUCCUACUAUUGCAAGUGUCGUGAAGGCUUCUCAUUACAGGCAGAUCAGCAAAGUUGUAAAA
This is a messenger RNA of Lucilia cuprina (Australian sheep blowfly), 1916 nucleotides long. It is a transcript of the gene slow, whose product is annotated as myb-like protein I. The record is from RefSeq and is a predicted model, not a curated record. Lineage: Eukaryota; Metazoa; Arthropoda; Insecta; Diptera; Calliphoridae. The transcript has 3 exons. Bases 856 to 1776 code for a protein of 306 amino acids.